UUAACCAUUCGUAGCACAUUCCUUCUACAGAACCCACAAACACCAUAUAUUCAAUAUCAGCUGCUUGUUCUCAUAGCUAGCUACUCCAAUGGCUUCUAAAUUUGUCUUCAUAACCCUUGCAGUGGCAGCUCUUGCACUUUCUCUAUGUGUGCAAGGAACGCUAGGAGGAACAACAUGCGAGCAACUGGACCAAGAUACAUGUGCAUUCGCGGUGUCGUCAUCGGGAAAACGGUGCGUUUUGGAGAAGCACGUGAAGAGGAGCGGACAGGAAGUGUAUUCGUGCCGUACAUCGGACAUCGAGGCGGACAACAAACUCAAUGAUUGGAUCGAGACGGAGCAGUGCAUCAAAGCGUGUGGUCUCGACCGCAAAACGUUCGGCAUCUCGACCGACUCUCUCCUCGAAUCCACUUUCACUCAGAAACUCUGCUCCCCACAGUGCUAUGACAACUGCCCCAACAUCGUUGACCUCCAUUUCAAUCUCGCCGCUGGUGAAGGUGUAUUUCUUCCAAAACUAUGUGAAGCACAAGGAUCGAAUGCUCGUAGGCAAAUGGCUGAGUUGCGUAGCUCUGGUCUGGUUGCACCAGGACCAGCGAAGCAUGGUGUGAAACUUGCUGCUGCACCGAUUGUCAGCGCUGAGCCACCUUUCUCAAUUUAAUUUGUUCUCCUUUCAUAUAAACAGUUCUGGGAGUUAGCAUUUAAUAUAUAUAUAUAUAUAUAUUAUAGUUUGAUACAUAGAUAUACUCGGGUUUCAAUGAGAGAGAUAGAAAGAGUUUAAUUAGUAGCCGGACUUGAUUACAGUAUUGUUCGCAUUGGUUGUAAUCGGGUUAUGUGCUGGGGUGUGCUAUUCAAAAUCUAUGUGUGUUGUUUAAGGCUUUGUUUUAACAUUAAUGUUCAUUAAUUACUCUAUUUUAUUUAUGCUUUA
Molecule: messenger RNA, 922 nt
Organism: Ziziphus jujuba (common jujube)
Lineage: Eukaryota; Viridiplantae; Streptophyta; Magnoliopsida; Rosales; Rhamnaceae
Exons: 3
Coding region: 89-655 (188 amino acids)
Source: RefSeq, a predicted model, not a curated record